Molecule: messenger RNA, 1994 nt
Organism: Xyrauchen texanus (razorback sucker)
Lineage: Eukaryota; Metazoa; Chordata; Actinopteri; Cypriniformes; Catostomidae
Product: guanine nucleotide-binding protein G(olf) subunit alpha-like
Exons: 12
Coding region: 217-1356 (379 amino acids)
Biological process (GO): adenylate cyclase-modulating G protein-coupled receptor signaling pathway
Cellular component (GO): heterotrimeric G-protein complex
Molecular function (GO): G-protein beta/gamma-subunit complex binding; GTP binding; G protein-coupled receptor binding
Source: RefSeq, a predicted model, not a curated record
UCCCGUCUUAUUUAUACAUUGAUCAUGUUUAAAUCGGAUGGAUCAGUGUGAAUAUGUCGUUCGUGUUUGUCAAGGGUUAAAGCGAAACCUUUUUUUUUCGUGGCGCACGGAUUUCGCACAACAUUUACCAGCCCGAUAAAUCUCAAGUGAUCAUUACGACAUUUGAUCUAUUAUUAUUUAGAGUGUGUUUGAAGAGAGAGAGAUAGGCCAUUAAAGAUGGGCUGUUUGGGCAACAGCAAGACAGAAGACCAGCGCAUCGACGAGAAGGCGCAACGAGAGGCGAAUAAAAAGAUCGAGAAACAGUUACAGAAAGAGAGACAGGCGUAUAAAGCCACACAUCGCUUGCUCUUAUUAGGCGCUGGAGAAUCCGGGAAGAGCACUAUAGUCAAACAGAUGCGAAUUCUGCACGUCAACGGCUUUAACGCAGAAGAAAAGAAGCAGAAAAUCUUGGAUAUCCGGAAAAAUGUGAAGGACGCCAUUGUGACAAUAGUAUCUGCUAUGAGCACUUUAACACCGCCUGUGUCACUCGCCAAACCAGACAACCUGCCCAGAGCAGAGUACAUCAAGAGUAUAGCUCCACUCUCAGACUUUGACUAUACAGAGGAGUUUUUUGAGCAUUCAAAGCUUCUCUGGGAUGAUGAGGGUGUGAAGGCUUGUUUCGAGCGCUCAAACGAGUAUCAGCUUAUCGACUGCGCACAAUAUUUCCUGGACAGAAUUGAGUCUGUACGACAGAAUGACUACACACCAACAGACCAGGAUUUGCUGAGGUGUCGUGUGUUGACUUCAGGGAUUUUUGAAACUCAAUUUCAAGUAGACAAAGUCAACUUUCAUAUGUUUGAUGUGGGUGGUCAGAGAGAUGAGAGGAGGAAAUGGAUUCAGUGCUUUAAUGAUGUGACGGCCAUCAUCUUCGUGGCAGCCAGUAGCAGUUAUAACAUGGUCAUCAGAGAAGACAACAGCACUAACCGCCUGCGCGAGUCUCUCGAUCUGUUCCGCAGCAUCUGGACGAACAGGUUUUUAAGGACCAUCUCGGUCAUUCUGUUCCUCAACAAACAGGACAUGCUGGCUGAGAAGAUCCUGGCAGGAAAAUCAAAACUAGAGGAUUAUUUCCCAGAGUAUGCUCGCUAUACACUGCCUCCUGAAGCGACCCCUGACCUAGGAGAAGACCCCAAAGUGUCCAGAGCUAAGUUUUUCAUCCGAGAUGAAUUCUUGAAAAUAAGCACGGCGAGUGGCACAGACAAACACUACUGCUAUCCUCACUUUACCUGUGCCGUGGACACAGAAAACAUUCGCCGUGUGUUCAAUGACUGUCGUGACAUUAUUCAGAGGAUGCACCUGCGGCAGUAUGAGCUCUUGUGAUUGGCUGCCCGAAUUGCUUGCUCCCCCAAUCAACACUUUACAGUCCCACAUCACAUGGGCUCUUUGAGAACUACUGACGAGUGACACUGUUGUCAUUGUCCCUCCUUUUCUGCUUCUCACUUGUUUUUCUAUUUUUAUUUAUAAUAUGCAGUAUAUACAGUACAUAUAUAUAUAUAUAUAUAUAUAUAUAUAUAUAUAUAUAUAUAUUCUGAAGUGAGAGGGGGUUGUAUGAUAGGUGUGUGCGUGCAUGCGUUUGUGUGUGUUAAACAUUUUUUUAAACUCAAGUUUUUACAUUCGUAUCACUCACAGGUCAUUUUCUUUGUUUUUUUUUGCAUCGGCUGGCUUUACCUGUGCCGUGAACACUGUGGGGGCAGUGGUAGCUCAGUGGUUGAGGCUCAGGGUUACUGACCAGAAGGACGGUGGUUCAAGCCCCAGCACCACCAAGAUGCUGCUGUUGGGCCCUUGAGCAAGGCCCUUAACCCUAUCUGCUCCAGGGGCGCUGUAUCAUGGCUGACCCUGCACUCUGACCCCAGCUUAGCUGGGAUAUGUGAAAACUAAUAAAUUUCACUGUAUAUAUGCAAAAAACUGUGUGUAUAAUGUGUGACCACAAUAACAAUAAAGGAUUCUUUAGUCGAGGU